Messenger RNA from Entamoeba invadens IP1, 572 nucleotides. RefSeq lists its product as hypothetical. The record is from RefSeq and is a predicted model, not a curated record. The annotation marks the transcript as partial. The transcript has a single exon. Lineage: Eukaryota; Evosea; Mastigamoebida; Endamoebidae.
CACCACCAACCAAAUGCAUCAAAUGCACUACACCAACCGAUUACAUCAAUCUUGAUGAGACUUGUUCAAAAAUUUGCAAAACUGGUAAAGCAAAUAUAGCUACAAUGACUUGUGAAGAAUGCACUAUUGAUGGCUGUGGAACUUGUGAAACAAUUGGAAAAGGUGAACAAUGCACUAAAUGUGAUACCAAAUACAUUGCUGCCGACAAACAUUCAUGUGUUGAUAAAUGCACCUCUGGUAAACCAGUUGAUACCCCAAUCAAAAAGUGUGACAAGUGUGCCACUGAGAAUUGUGAUGUUUGUGAUAAAGACGACAAGUGUACUAAAUGCAAUACCAAAUUCAAUCUUGUGGCUGACACUUUGAAGUGCGUUAAUAAAUGUUCAGAAGGAUAUAUGACAGAUGAAACCACAAAUAAAUGCAUUAAAUGUACCGUUGAAGGGUGUGCAACUUGUGAAAAGGUAGAUGAAUGCACUGCAUGUAUGGCAGAAUACAAGUUGGAGGGAGGAAAAUGCAAUGGAACAAAUGCUGUUUUUGCGAUUAUGGCUAUAGUCGUUAUGGCUAUCUUAUUCUAA